Molecule: messenger RNA, 774 nt
Organism: Gracilinanus agilis (Agile Gracile Mouse Opossum)
Lineage: Eukaryota; Metazoa; Chordata; Mammalia; Didelphimorphia; Didelphidae
Product: septin-7-like
Exons: 1
Biological process (GO): cilium assembly; cytoskeleton-dependent cytokinesis
Cellular component (GO): microtubule cytoskeleton; septin ring; cell division site
Molecular function (GO): GTPase activity; molecular adaptor activity; GTP binding
Source: RefSeq, a predicted model, not a curated record
GGCUAUGUGGGAUUUGGGAAUCUCCCAAAUCAAGUCUACUGAAAAUCUGUGAAGAGAGGAUUUGAAUUCACGCUUAUGGUAGUAGGAGAAUCUGGAUUGGGGAAGUCAACAUUAAUCAACUCAUUAUUCCUAACAGACUUGUAUUCUUCAGAGUAUCCAGGGCCUUCACAUAGAAUUAAAAAGACCGUACAGGUGGAACAAGCAAAAGUUUUAAUCAAAGAAGGCGGUGUGCAGCUGCUGCUCACAAUAGUGGAUAUGCCUGCAUUCGGGGAUGCAGUGGACAAUAGUAAUUGUUGGCAGCCUGUUAUCGACUACAUUGACAGUAAAUUUGAGGAUUAUCUGAACGCAGAAUCUCGGGUGAACAGAUGGCAGAUGCCAGACAGCAGGGUGCAAUGUUGCUUAUACUUCAUUGCCCCUUCAGGUCAUGGCCUCAAGCCUCUGGACAUUGAGUUCAUGAAACGCUUGCAUGACAAGGAGAACGUCAUUCCCCUCAUCGCCAAAGUGGACAAACUGACUCCAGAAGAGUGCCAGCAGUUUAAGAAGCAGAUAAUGAAAGAAAUUCAAGAGCAUAAAAUAAAAAUAUAUGAGUUUCCAGAGACAGAUGAUGAAGAAGAAAAUAAGCUUGUUAAAAGAAAAAAGAUAAAGGACCAUUUGCCUCUUGCUGUGGUUGGUAGCAAUACUAUCAUUGAAGUUAAUGGCAAAAGAGUCCGAGGAAGGCAGUAUCCUUGGGGUGUUGCAGAAGUUGAAAAUGGUGAACAUUGUGAUUUCACAAUU